Messenger RNA from Guillardia theta CCMP2712, 1375 nucleotides. RefSeq lists its product as hypothetical. NCBI's taxonomy places the organism in Eukaryota, Cryptophyceae, Pyrenomonadales, Geminigeraceae. The record is from RefSeq and is a predicted model, not a curated record. The transcript has a single exon. Bases 94 to 1122 code for a protein of 342 amino acids.
AGGAGCGUGUAGCGAACGUCUUGACGUACAGUGAGCAUCUCGGUUUUGUUGUGCAAUAAUCUAACUGUCGUAGCAGUGUCCGCCACGAAGACCAUGACGUCUCCAAACGAAGUCGAGAAGGGGGAAGCAUCCGAGUCUGAACCACUGGUCGAAACUUCCGCUGAAAAGCAAGAACCUCUGAGGGCAGCCCCUAUCCGUGCUUUCCAUGCAGGAAUCCAUUUUGUCUUCCUGCUGUUCGGCAAAGAGUACGGAUGGGCUGGGUUUUGCUACCUCGUCAUCGGAACGACAUGCUCUGUCGCUACAUCAGUGCAUGUUAACUGGCUCGCUGGCUGUGCUAUGAUGAUGCUUUUCUUUGCCACCUGCUUUUGCUUCGCCGGGUACCAAGCUGUGAGCGGCAAGUACGAGCUCGCAAGGCCUCUCAUGUUGGCAGCCAUGAUGAUGUUCCUCUCCUGUAUUCUUGGCGGUCACUUCUUCGUUGUCUGGUCGAAGUCGGCUGGCAAGGAUGUUAUCAAGGGCGCGUCCUUGGCGGACCUGCCGAAGGUAGCCAAGAACUAUGAGGAGAACACAGUCUUCUACCUCAAGGAUGGGUCGGUCGGCACUGAUUACAUCGGAGAGUUCAAGUACUGCAAGGACAAGCUCCCUGUCGUCGGUACUUGCGUGUAUGACUACUACUGCACUGCUCCUCUCCUCGACACUACCUAUGAGAAGGGAGUCGUUGCUUACGCGUGGGUUGCGACCAUGUCGCAUGUUUCCUGCUCGGACCCCACGUUCGAGAAGAACGUAGUGCAGGCGAGCUGGAGCAAGAACUUCAGAGCAGGAUUGGGCGUGAGGAGGACUCAUCACUACACCAAGUCCAUCGAGGAGGCUUCCAAGAAGUUCUCGAUCAAGACUGCAUCAAAUGCUCCCAUCAUCAAGUGGAUGGCGGAUCCUACACUGGACGAGAAGAGCGCAUGGCAUACAGGAUGGCUUGUUGAGUUUGUCGUGUUCACGCUCUACCUCUUUGUCAUGUUGAUCUACAGCUACUGCAUGGGAUUCACGGAAGACGCCCUCCCCCAGGCUCGUAAGAUCAUGGACCCAUAUGCUCCCCAGAAGCCAUCGAGGAGGAAAAAGGUCGAGUCAUGAUUGGCUCACCCCUGAUGUCUUACUAGUCGUUGUCAAUAUUGUUCUUGCGGAGAUUUUGCUUCGUCUUCUGGUCACCAACAUUUCUUGCCUGUUUCAUCCCUGUUGAUGUAGCAUCCUGGUUGAGAAUGUGUCCGGCGGUUGGCGGUUCUUGCGAAUCAAAGUUUUUGAUGAAGGGAGUGUGCUAGAGAUGGAAGGGCUCACGCAAACCAAUUUCUUAGAGAUAUUUAUACUUGAAUGAAAACCUGUUCUUCGC